This is a messenger RNA of Clupea harengus (Atlantic herring), 1527 nucleotides long. RefSeq names its product protein farnesyltransferase subunit beta-like. The transcript is spliced from 9 exons. Lineage: Eukaryota; Metazoa; Chordata; Actinopteri; Clupeiformes; Clupeidae. The coding region runs from base 74 to 1261 and encodes 395 amino acids. Gene Ontology annotation, biological process: protein farnesylation. Gene Ontology annotation, molecular function: protein farnesyltransferase activity. The record is from RefSeq and is a predicted model, not a curated record. Gene Ontology annotation, cellular component: protein farnesyltransferase complex.
GGGGGGAAGCUGCAAUUCAGCCUGCUUUACGGAGAAGUGCCUUGGGUUCAGUCAGAAGUGCAAAAGAAAUGAAAUGAAGGAUCAGCGGGCUCCUCUGAGAUGUUUCCAGGACUGCCACAAUCGCGAGCUGUGUCAGGAUGAUGGUUUACAAACGGCGACGUCAGCUGAGCAGAAGAGGGUAGAAGAAAGUAUUUGUGAAGUAAUUCAUGCCCACUUGCAGGACCACAGAGUGCCAAGACCUAUACUGCUGAGGGACCAGCAUGUAAUGUAUCUGAUGGAAGGACUGCAGCAUCUCUCCGACUCCUAUGAGAGUCUGGAUGCCAGUCGGCCCUGGCUGUGUUUCUGGCUCCUGCACAGCCUGGACCUUCUCCACCGCCCCGUGACCUUUGACCUCGCCUCAGAUGUGUGCAAGUUCAUCUCCAGAUGUCAGAGUCCAACUGGAGGCUUCGCUGGAGGUCCAGGCCAACAAGCUCAUCUUGCGCCGACCUACGCAGCAGUCAAUGCCCUGUGUGUUAUCGGAACACAGGAGGCUUAUGAUGUCAUCGACAGAGAGAGGUUGCUUGACUUCCUGUUGGCAUUGAGGCAGAGGGAUGGCUCCUUCCAGAUGCAUGUGGGUGGAGAGGUGGAUGUCAGGAGUAUCUACUGCGCUGCAUCCGUGGCUUCUCUCACUAACAUCAUCACCCCCGGCCUGUUUGAGAGCACCUGCGACUGGGUGGUCAGGUGCCAGAGCUGGGAGGGGGGGCUGGGGGGUGUCCCCGGCCUGGAGGCUCAUGGGGGCUACACCUUCUGUGGGCUGGCUGCCCUGGUUAUCCUGAAAGGACAACACCGGCUGGACACCAGGUCACUGCUGCGCUGGGCCUCCAGCAGGCAGAUGCGGUUUGAAGGAGGCUUCCAGGGCCGCUGCAAUAAGCUGGUGGACGGCUGCUACUCCUUUUGGCAAGCAGGGCUCUUGCACCUGAUUCAUCAGGCACUCGUGCAAGAAGGUGACGCCUUCUCUCAGUCCCUCCCCACUCUAAAUAUACCUGCUUUCUCCAGGUCAAUGCUCAGGUCAGAUCUGGAGUGGCUGGCUGCAUGUCCCGACUCCACUGCUCUCAGGGAUUUGUAUAUUUGUAAAACACAAACCUUUCAUUUCAUAGAGACAAUGGCGCGUCAUGUCUGUCUGUACUCACUAGUAGUAAGGCGUUUGUUACGGUUCACCAACAGAUCAAGGAUAAAUGUAAGGAGUGUGUUUCAAGUUAAGAGUCCUCUUAAUACUGAUUGAAGGGUGUCACCUUGUUUCAGUAUUAAUUAAUAAACAUGAAUACAGGCAUAUUCUGAAGAUGUGUUGUAUGCCAGAGUGUGAUGAGAGACGUGGCGUGACACCGAGGUGCUGUCGUUCCCAGGAGGAGAACUGCAGACCUUGCAGGAGAUCUAGACAUGUGUGGUUGUUAUGCUUGCAGGAGACCAAGACGUAAGUCUGGAGGAGUGUGUGUGUGUGGUUGCAGGAGACCCAGCCUUUAGUCUGGAGGUGUGUGUGUGUGUGUGUUU